Messenger RNA from Cyclocybe aegerita, 990 nucleotides. NCBI's taxonomy places the organism in Eukaryota, Fungi, Basidiomycota, Agaricomycetes, Agaricales, Hemipholiotaceae. The record is from the annotation of a GenBank genome assembly.
UGGAGGAUUCACCUAACCGCUGCCUCUUCCUCCCGGGAGAAGGAUUACUCCACAAGAAGUUCCUAAUAGGCACCAUCCUCUCUGGGGUUGCCUACGGACUCGUGCUCAUCCUCUUCGUCGACUCCAUUCGACUGCUCUUCAGGCGCUCGACUCUCUCUAGGAAGAAGAAAUGGAGCUUGGUCAUGUUCAUGUCGAUGAUGUUCUUUGGGAGCACUGCGGCGCUCGCGCUCGCCUGUACCGAUGUCAUACGGAGGACGAAGACGAACGCCGGCUGUCCGUCGCUGCAGAUAAUGACGCUGUUCGUUCCGAGCAUCUGCAUCCCGUAUGUGUUUGUACUGUGGGAGGCUGAUGGGAUGAUGGUAUGGAGAUGCUUAAUUCUAUACGACGGCAUUUCUCGACUUCGUUAUCGCACCUUGGUGGGCGUUCUCGCCGGGAUCUCGCUCCUGUCUUUGGGAUGGGGUGUAGCGCUCCUCAUUCCAGGGAUUUUCUAUAAAGUCGGAAUAAUGGGAGAGUCGGGCUCAACCAGCGUCGCCAUCGCCAUUCUUCCAGCCGUGACCAUCUUCAACAACGUUGCCCUUGCGUGCCUGAUUUCUUUCCGUUUACUCUGGCACCAAAAUCGGACUAGGCGACUACUCGGAAAGGCGUAUGGGUCGCCCUACAAGAGAGUAAUCAGCAUUUGCGUGGAAUCCUGUUCGCUCAUCGUUGUCGUGAACAUUAUCUUCCUUGCCCUGCUUGUAAAUCUGUCACCCGAUACGCUGAUUGUGGAAUCGCUCCUUACUCAUACCUCCGUAAUUUCUGCCCUCCUUGUCCUCCAUCGCAUUGCGAAAGGGACAGAUGCCAUUGCGGAGAUAAACACGGAAGACAUUCCCUUGACCCCCGGAAAUCAAGAGACACACCUCUCGACUCUUCAAUUCAGUUCUGAGACGGGAUUCGCGGAAUCGGAAUACACCACGCAAUCCUCCACGAUUGAGGGGAAGAGUACAAAGUGAU